UAAACAAAAAGUAGAAUCGGAAGAAAUCUCGCGAAAAUAUUUGAUAUUAUUGCAAAAAUGCUCGCCACUGGCGACUCAGCUACUUCGGAGGAUGAACCAACAUACUACAUUGAUGAGGAUUAUCAAACAGAUAUAAUGAUCUCCAGUGAACCAACCUACCCGGCAUCGGUUCUCGCCUCGCGGAAACGCUUCUGCCGGGUUUGUCUGAAAAAAUCGGAAAGCUUUCUGCUUCCGCUGGUGGCACAAAUGGAACACAUCACUGUGAUGGAAAUGCUACUGAUGGUGACCGGAGUGGAGCUGGAGGCAAAUCCACUGUUUCCCACGAAGAUCUGCACCAACUGUAUGACCAAGCUGGAUUUCGCCUAUAAUGUACGGCAGGAGUUUCUAAACAGCUCGGAGCUGCUGCUCAAGAUGGCUGUAGAGAAUAAGCUUGCCGGAUACUACGCUCAGUUUGGGAGUGACAAUGAUCGCGGGACCUAUGUGGAUGAGCUACUGAAGGAUAGCAGGAAUGUGCUGGAAACGAAAAUGGAUUUUUCCGGGAAGGAAGAGGUGAUGGAAGUUGCAAAUUUGCCAGAGGAGAUUGAGGAAGUGGAGGAAAAGGUGGAUAUAGUAGAAUUUGAGCAGUUUGAAUGCCUUGACGAAGAAUUGGAAGAACCAACGAUGGAUGAUCAGAAUCAGGAUGUAAGUGAGCCAACCGAAGUGAAGACUGAACAAUUUGUUUACUCGUGGAAGGACCUAGUCAAACCAAAGCGCAAGAAGAAGGAGCGACCUAAAACUGCUUUAAGCGGAAUAAAUCGGAAGGCGAAGGCAGAUGCCCAACUGUUGGCACAGUUUCCCCAAACGACGUGCUAUAUCUGUGAUACGGCGCAUCAAAGUCUGGAAGAGCGGGACGAGCAUUUAAACGCCCACAUCAGCAUGGUUCCGCAUCGUUGCGAGACAUGCAGCACCGACAAUGAGCCCGUCGUUUCUAAAAGUGUGAUUACGCUGAACCGUCACCGGUUGAUGCAUCGAUUGCCGUACAAAUGCACCAUGUGUUUCCGGCGAUUCAUUUCCAGCGGAAGCCAGUACACUCACAUUUGGAGUAUGCACAUGGCCAAUACGGAGGGACUGACGUGCGAUUAUUGUGGUAAAAGUUUCAACCAGAAGCGAUCGUUCCAGGCUCACGUUCGACGCCACAAGUACAAAGCGAACGGCAAGUAUCGAUGUGAUGUUUGUGAAGAAACGUGUGGUUCCAGCUUGCUGCUGGCGCGUCACAAACGGAAGCAUACGGGUGAGAAGAAUUUCUCCUGUCCGUACUGCUCGAAACGUUUCAGCAGGGCUUGCAAUCUGUUAACGCACAAGAGAAUCCACACGAACGAACGGUGCCAUCGAUGCGAGGAUUGUGGGAGGAGUUUUCGGGACAGUGUGACGCUGAGGAAGCACCAGGAACGGUUCCAUAUGGGACGGACGCCGGCGUUGAAGGUGGAUCGGAAUCCGUUUAUAAUAACACAGGAUGGACGGAAGAUGUUCCAGUGCAAAUAUGAAGGAUGCAAGUACGAGACCUACAGCAGCACGUCGAUAUCUCGUCACAAGGCCCGGCAUCUGAAACGGUACGCGUGCGGAGAUUGUGGGAAGCGCUUUGCCGAGCCGAAUCUGGUUCGAAGACAUCAGGCUUCGAUGCAUAGCGGGAGAAAGAAGGAGGAAGGCCCAGGACAGGUGCAGACGGAGGAGGAUGCGGUGGAAAUUGAAGAAUGUGCUGAGGAAGAUGGGCAAUCAGAGCCGGAAUAUGAAAUCGAGGUAGUGGAUGACAUCGGAAAGAAAUUUGAGUAUGAAGUAACAAAGGUUGAAGUGGAUUAGAUACCUUUCUUCCUUAACACAGACACAUCAGAAUCAAGUAAAUAAACCAAGAC
Molecule: messenger RNA, 1889 nt
Organism: Ochlerotatus camptorhynchus
Lineage: Eukaryota; Metazoa; Arthropoda; Insecta; Diptera; Culicidae
Product: endothelial zinc finger protein induced by tumor necrosis factor alpha-like
Exons: 2
Coding region: 58-1836 (592 amino acids)
Biological process (GO): regulation of transcription by RNA polymerase II
Cellular component (GO): chromosome; nucleus
Molecular function (GO): chromatin insulator sequence binding; zinc ion binding
Source: RefSeq, a predicted model, not a curated record